AAAAGCCCCAGCUAUCCCUUUUUUGCCUUUUUCUCUGCUCCUCACCUCACUCAUCAUUCAUCCUCGUCCUUGUUCCCCUUCAAUUGCUCCUCCGCCAAAAUCCACCCCUGUCCUCCAUGUUGACACUGUUAUUCGAGGCAACUUAACGAGCAGCACAACCCAACCGGCUCCUACGUAGUCCCAGUCCCAGCGUCGGCGUCGUCCCCCCUUCCCCCCUUGUCACCCGUGCCAGCUGACUGCAACGGACUCCACUCCUAUCUGUCCUGCCUGUGCUCCAUUUCCGGUGCCAGUGCUCUCUCUCACACACUUCUCGUUCUUGUCUCUCUUUCUCACUCCUUGCCCAUUCAUUUUGCCUUGCCUUAUACCUUACUUUCCACCUCUUUGCAAUUGCCCCAAAAUUCCUGUCCUCGCUCCCACUCGCAUCCCCAUCUCUCUCGCCGCCUUCGUCCCAAGAAACCACCGUCCCCGUUUGGAUCAUGGUGCACUCGAGUCGGCACCUACUUUCCUAGAUCCAAGCAAGUGCAGACGUGAGAGGCAUUUGAGAAAUACGACUGCUCCACGUCGCAAUGGGCAAUAGCCAGGGCAAGCCCAUCGAUUUGGAUGGUGAAGUCAACCUCAAUCAUUUCCGCCUACUGCGAGUAGUCGGGCGAGGUGCCUUUGGCAAAGUGCGCAUUGUCGAAAGAAAAGACACGAAUCUGUCCUUUGCCCUGAAGUACAUCCGGAAAGAUGAAGUCGUGCGAUCGGAGAGUGUGCGGAACAUUAUACGAGAGCGCCGAAUGCUCGAGCACGUGAAUCAUCCUUUCAUCUGCAACUUGCGCUACAGUUUUCAAGAUAUCGAGUACAUGUACCUUGUUGUCGAUUUGAUGAGCGGUGGUGAUCUACGAUUCCACAUUUCAAGAAAGACCUUUACCGAGGAUGCAGUGCGCUUCUGGAUUGCCGAGCUGGGAUGCGCUCUCCGCUACAUCCACAGCCAGAACAUCAUCCAUCGCGAUGUUAAACCCGACAAUGUUCUCCUUGACGCCGAUGGCCAUGUGCAUUUGACUGACUUUAACGUCGCCUCCGACAUCAUUCCUGGCAAGGUCUUGUCGAGCAAGUCAGGCACUCUUGCGUACCUAGCACCCGAAGUGUACGCCGGCAAGGGCUACGAUGUGCGUGCGGAUUGGUGGUCGCUGGGUGUCCUGUUUUACGAAUGCAUAUAUAACAAGAGGCCAUUCGAUGGCAACUCAGAGAACACAUUGAGCCAACAAAUUCAGCUCGCUAAUCCCAAGUACCCCAUCACUUCACCGCCCGUCAGUUUACCCUGUUUAUACGCCAUCCGAGACGCCUUGGACGUCAACCGUGACAAACGAAUGGGAUCGACGUGGGAGAGUUUCACCAAGCACGAAUUCUUCAUGAUGAUCGACUUUGAGGCGCUCGAGCGGAAAGAAAUCGAGCCCGUCUUCGUCCCUGCUGCCGACAAGACCAACUUUGACGCCACGUAUGACCUCGAAGAAUUACUUUUGGAGGAAGCUCCCCUUGAAGCGAGAGCCCGACGACAGAAGCCCCGUGAGAGACUCAAGGAGUAUGCAUCCGACAAGGAAAUCAGAGAAGACGAACUGUACCGUAUGAUCGAAAACGAGUUCCGCCCAUUCGACUACACGUUGGCUGCUUACAAAAAAAUCACUGGCCAAGCCGACGAAUGUGGCUACGUCAACGGCGACAUGGUGACGAUGAACCAGCCCCAGGCGUUGACAACAGAUGAAGCCACACCUGCGGCCAUGGCCACGAAUGGGGGAGCGUCGAGGGCUUCCCAUCUUGCGGGCCCGUUGCGCAAGAGCACAAGCUUGGAGAAGCGGCCGGGAAGCAGUCAUACCGGCGUGCCUCGUCGACCAGUCUCCAAGCCACCCCCGAUACCGCACUAUCCCAGUGAGUAUUCCAAUCAAAGAGCGCCGCCUCCAGGGGCAGGAAAGAGGGUCACCAGCCCGACUGGUGGCAUGCAGGUCACACUAGACGGUGGCGGCAGCUGGUCCGAUCUCGCCCGGCAGGAUGCCACCCUGCCAACGGACGCCAAUGCCAUCAGCGAAGGGAAAUCCGAAAGCUCUAGCGGCGUAUUCGGAUUCCUUCGGGGAAAGAAGGGGAGAGGACACAGCCCGAAACCGAAGGAAAGAGGAGUAUUGGGAAAGGAGGGCGCAAGACAGGUCAUUGGCUAGAAGACAACUGUGGUCUGUUGAAGAGUGGAAUAGACGCACAGUAAGAGAAGGAUCGAUACCCGAGGAACUCAGUAACGUAACGAGAAUCCACCAACCGACGUCCCCGGAGAACACGCAGUAGGUAGCCUGCGGAUGGCUAGAUUAAGGUAUGCCAAAAACCGACGAUGCCGGAGCCAGUGCGGCUUAUCACUCCGGAGGGAACUUGCGCCGUAGAGAAUUCACUGGGAACAGACUGCCACGCCGAGACGGCAGACAUUACAUGCGGCCGGAUCGGACUGAAUUGUCUGCUGGGCGAACCUUCUCUCACCCGCGGGCAAGACGAAAGUGGGUUGUACAUCUGACGCAGCGUCGAAGGCAACCCUUGCGGCUGCCGAGCCUGGCGGUCUUGAAUCAUGGCAAGAGUCUCAACCUGUCGAGUCACAGGAUGUAUGAGCAUGAAGCGAUAGGCCAUGAAGCAAUUCAUGAGGCAUCAGAUGGCACGAGCUGUGGAGUAUCGGAAGGAGAUAGGUCAACCGACGAAAGAAAUAUACCCUUUGUAAUGCCAGCCUGCGUUGUACAUGCACAUGAG
Messenger RNA from Colletotrichum destructivum, 2757 nucleotides. RefSeq names its product Putative serine/threonine-protein kinase, active. Gene Ontology annotation, biological process: protein phosphorylation. The record is from RefSeq and is a predicted model, not a curated record. The coding region runs from base 567 to 2189 and encodes 540 amino acids. The transcript is spliced from 7 exons. Gene Ontology annotation, molecular function: ATP binding; protein kinase activity. Lineage: Eukaryota; Fungi; Ascomycota; Sordariomycetes; Glomerellales; Glomerellaceae.